CCUAACCUCAGCAACCGCGUCGUGCUUUCGCGAUCUCGUCACCGCAGAAAAAGAAACCUACCACCAUUCCGAACAGCACCACGCGUGAAAUACCAAGCGCAAGUACUGGCCAUCAUGGACUCGAGGUCGCCGCUGCAGGGGCGCCCUCCGGUCAGUCGAGGGCCUCAGAGCAUCCGCGAAUUCAUCCAUCGCAUCAAUGCCGAACCGGGUGGAUUCCGAAAGCUCAACGAGCAUGACUUGCGGAAGCAGAUCGCCGCCCAGCGCGCCAGUGGCCAUGACAACGAUGUCGACGUCGACAUGGCAGAUGUUUCCGAGCCCGAGCAGACGGUAACGGCCAACGAUCUCGUUACUGCCCGCGACGAGAUAAUCCGGAAUAUUCACGAGGCACACAAGACGGCGAACAUUACUCUCGACCUAAUCUCUCUCCUCCUCUCCAAAGAGAACCCCGCGCAGGCCGCUGCGACCCUCAAUCCCGAGCUGCGCAACCUCGUUGGCAUUGGUACUCUUGGAGCAACUACCCUCGAUGCCCCUACAACGCUGGCCCAGAACAGGGUGGGCGACAACAUGAUGGUGUCAAUUGGCAAGCGCCUGAUCUCUGUCAACGCAGCCGCCGACAGUGCGCUCGAGUCGGCCAAGCGGCUGCAAGAAGAGGUUGAUUUGGAGAUCAAAUACUGGUCCGAGGUCCUCGCAGUCAGCGAGGGCGGCUGGUCGACAUUCCAUCUGCCCAACGAACCCCAUACUCUCGGCGUCAAGUUCGGCUUUUCCAACGCCGCGCCUGACUUCAAGGCUAGUAGUAUUGCGCCCAUGAGAAGGGCUGAGGAUGGGGCUGUCUCCUUGGAACCCGGCAAGCUUGUUGGCCAGUCCAAGCGCUUUCAGGUCAGCAUUUUGAGAGACGGUGAGGUUGUGGGUAAGUCGUCGCUUGCCAAGCCUCUACUCAACGAUGCGCCACUCGAGAGCCGCGUUCGGGAGGCGCGCGACACCGUCUUUGCCCAAGAGCUAUGGCAUGAGAUAAAUCGGGAAGGCCGGACGCUGCUUGGACAUCGUGUCCGCCUGGAGAGAUCCGCCGUCACUUAUUCCGUCGAUUCCAAGAAGACACUAUUAUUCCAACUUGUAACCCUGGACGAUCAACUCUCUGCCGACCCUUUUGAAACAACUGCCGACGAUGGCGAAGCAGAAAACAUCAAUGUCACGCUCCACCUCCUUUUAGCCAAUGCCCACAGACAAAACGACCGGAGACGGUACGAUAAAUAUGAACUGAAAGAGAAAAGGGGGCCACCACAACCCUAUUCUCUCCUCUUGCCCAUUGUCACGUAUUAUCAACAUGAGGGGACAGUUGAGCAGUGCGUAUCCUUUUUUUCUGCUCUUGUCAGUGUCCUUCGCUCCGCCGGGCUGGAUGCUUCUUGCACAAUGACCGAGGAGCCGAUCAGAGACGCCGGAACUCAGCCGUUGGCAGCGCUUGGAACGAGCCUUUUGAGUCCAUCAGAUGUCCAGUUUGACUUGACCAUCACCCCAGAGUCCCGCCUCAGGGUCCUGACCAAGGCUUCUCCUGCUUUUGGCACGCGAUUCUUGGUAUAUCUACAGCCCCCUGCCCAGGCAGAUCUUCGGAAUCCCUUGUCAACAUGCUUUCCCCCAUAUACCCAAGAAUCCGGAAUUCCGGGCAGCAAUGUCGACACCUUCUACGAUACUACCAAGCAGCUGUUUUGGUAUCUCACUGGUGCCGUGCCCCGAGCCCUUGCCCUGAGCUACAUGGCGAUAGUGUACGAGCCGAGACCCGAUACCGCCGAAGCAAAUGGCCACAGAGCGACACACUGGAUCGUCCACUCGAGCGACAAAGGCCUGGUUGACUACGAUACUCAGAGCUUCGGCAUCUAUUUCGACGUCCCGUUGGAUACCGAGACCGGCCCCCCGGCGCUCCACGUCGCCGGUGACUUUGAAGAGGAUGAUAAGAAGAUCCAUAGGGAGUGGAGGUGGACCUCUACUUCGGCCAGCUCCGAGAGUAGUGGCAACCUAGAGCAGAUCGUCAGGCACGUCCUCUCAAAUGCUGGCUUCUAGAGCGAGCCGGCUUUUUCAGAAUGUGACCCAAGGUCCAGAUCUAAGACACUGGACUUUGAAGAGCCCCCUGUUGCUUCUAGCGACCAUGGGGACGGCCAGGUUACUUUUGAGUACAUUGUGGAGGCGCCCAGAUCUAAGACACUGGAC
Molecule: messenger RNA, 2199 nt
Organism: Lasiosphaeria miniovina
Lineage: Eukaryota; Fungi; Ascomycota; Sordariomycetes; Sordariales; Lasiosphaeriaceae
Product: subunit 17 of mediator complex-domain-containing protein
Exons: 1
Coding region: 115-2052 (645 amino acids)
Biological process (GO): regulation of transcription by RNA polymerase II
Cellular component (GO): core mediator complex; mediator complex
Molecular function (GO): transcription coregulator activity
Source: RefSeq, a predicted model, not a curated record